Mesorhabditis belari is the source of this 1851-nucleotide messenger RNA. The record is from the annotation of a GenBank genome assembly. Lineage: Eukaryota; Metazoa; Nematoda; Chromadorea; Rhabditida; Rhabditidae.
AUGCAUGAAUCGGAGCUGAACUAUGAGGAAAUCGCUGGAACACCACAUCACAUUGAAGAAGAUGAGGAGAUCGAGAUUGAUGCGGUACCAUAUCUAACUAGAGCCGAUUCGAUUGAUGAUGAGCUGGAAGAGGACAUGAAUUUGAUAUCAACCGUUCGUCGCCGAGAGAACGAACACGAGACUGAGAGAAACGCCGCCCGAGAAGCUCUAUUUGAAUCUUCCGAUACGGCGAGUCGGAAACGAUACCGAAUGAUUAAACGGUCACCCGCCUCGGUGUAUCACUGUAAAGAGUGCGAUAAAACCUUCAAACAUCCGUCAAAGAUCAAAGAACAUCUACGGGUGCACACUGGCGAGAAGCCCUUUGCUUGCCCGAUUUGCCCAGCCCGUUUCACUCAGGGACACCCAUUGAAGGUUCAUCUUCGAACGCAUCGUGGUGAGCGCCCGUUCAAAUGCACAUUUUGCGAGAAAUGCUUCGUUUCGCUAAAUCUUCGAAAAGCGCACGAAAAGAUACACCAGAGGAUUGUCGAGGAUGCGGAAAUGAUGCUGAUGGAAGAGGAAUUCUAUGGUUUGCCCACGAUUUUGCCUAAUGAAGCACAUAUGCCCGAGACUGAAGAAAGUACGCAGAUUUUUAUGUGCCCACUCCCUCGAUGUGGAUACAUUAACGCCGAUCCAUCACAGGUUGAAGCGCAUCUCGAUCACGGACAUUCACAUCAGGUCGUGAUCUCCGAUAAAAGUUGGCAAGAAUGCGUUGACGGAGGAGAGGAUUUUAUUGUUUGUGACAACUCUGCUUCACAAGACGAUCAACGCUUGUUGAAUAUUGGUGAAGAGGUGACGGUGAUGUCCCAGGAAAUCGACGAUCCGUCCUUUCAUCCAUCAUCAUCAUUUGAAAGUCAAAAGAUUAAACAAUCGAGAAGUGACGAGAGUGCGAUUUGCAGUGCCAAUGACGGUUAUUCGGAAUUUGAGGACCAUGUUGUUUUAGAGGAAUUCAUCCCAACUACGGCUUCCGGAUUUGGCGAUAUGUCGAAUGUGCUUUUCAAGCAAGAACAUUCAUCAAAUGACGAGGAAGAAGACGGUGAAGAAGACGGUGAAGAAGACGGUGAAGGACCGUCGACGGGAAUUCGUUUAUAUAUCGACCCCAGCCCAGCACCACGAGGCCAAGGUCGAAAAACGGGCACUCACUUUCAGAAGUUAGAAGAGGUGACACUGGACACCGCCUACGUGGAAAUGGUGAGUCCGGCGGAGGUAUCGACAAGAAACAAAGGCGAUUAUAAACCGGCUCGCAAUUUGGAUUGGAUCAUCGAGGCGGUGGCUCGUGGACAAGAUGUCGACUCAGCAAGCCCACAUCAUCGACGGAAGCCGACGACCUGGUUUUGUAAGACUUGCGAGCGAGUGAUCAAGUAUCCGAGUCGAAUUGAGGCUCAUCGUCAAAUGCACGCCGGUCAAAAGCCGUAUACGUGCGAGAUUUGCGGGAUGGCUUUCUCGCAGCGAACACCAAUGCGUUUACACGUGCGGCGACAUUUGGAUCAGAGACCGUUCGUUUGCGUGAUCGACAGCUGUGGACAGAGAUUUGUCUCGGGAGCGAUUCUGAACAAUCAUCAGAAAGAGAAACACUUUGGACAAAUGCGUCGCUACUUUUGCAUGAAAGGAUGUGGUGCGACUUUUGGCACCUCUCAAAAACGACAUCAGCACGAGACGGUGUGCACAUUUGUGGCCAUUUCGACAGAGCUCAUCAAUCAGCAACAAUACGAAGAGAAUUUGCUAGAAGAAAAUGGGGAUGAGGAAGAGGUACCUUUUCUUGGUGAUGGAACUGAUGAGAUUUCUCGCGAUCACUUCAACGAGCAACAAUUUGUU